GACCACUAAUCAAACAAUAAACAGAUAAGUCAUUUGUUUUGGAGAGAGCAGGGAAGGGAAGGACAUACACGUACUGAAUACAAGCAGUAGAUGAACACACGCAUUAGGACGUGAACUCUUUUUUCCCAGUAGAGAAAAUAUAUCAUCCUCCUUAGACUACUUCUGAUGCUGUAAUAUUUGCAAGUGACCUGCAGUAUGAGGAUUUCAGUCCUAUCAUGUGUCUCCCUCCUGCUCGUCUUUGAGCUUUUCUCUUCCUCCAUUGGGGUCCUGCAUGGUGUACCUGGCUCCACCCUGGUCAUCCCAUGUCUCCCUGGCCAAAAACAACAAAGCUUUGCUGGGGCUAAGAUCACCUGGAAAUACAAUGACUCCCUGGUUCCAGACUACCCACAAUCCUCAGAGCAACUCAAGCUCUCCCCGGAUGGCUUCUUUCUGGAAAUCUCUCCUGUCAGUGUAGCCAACGAGGGGGACUAUGAAUGUGUGAUCAAGCAGAAUGAUAUGGAGUGGCAAAAAGUGCACAUAGUCCAGGUUGAUGUGUCCAGCAGCUACAUUCUCAAGGUAAACGAAGGGUCCACUGUGAAUUUACCUUGUGAACGCCCACCAUUCAGCAAAGACCAGGUCCAUUGGUACAGAUAUGAUAAAGUAAUGAUGAACGGCACACGGAAGCAGUUGAAUCCCACAGAGACUGGAGAAAUGGUGGAUGGUGACAGACUAGAAUGGCUUUUUGGCCCCUUUGAAAAAGACAUGACAAUAACACUUAAUGAUGUCAAAAUGGAGGAUGCCGGCAUGUACUACUGUGAGACAGCUGAGGAGGGCAGAGACAGCAGCAACUUUAAUACAAUUGAGCUAAUUGUGGAAGCUGCGCCCACCAUUCUUCCUUACUCCUGCGUUGGGUUCAUGACCCCCUGGGAAUCGUGUCAAGACGAGACCAGCAGGUCGUGGGAGGCCAUGCUAAAAGAAUCCCUCAAUGAGUUCUCCAUGAAGCUUUAUGCCCAUCUCAGCCAAUCGCAGCCCAUGAAAAACCUGCUCUUCUCUCCAAUCAGUAUCAGCGGGGUGUUAACCCACCUGUUACUAGGUGCUCGUGGCAAGACAAGGAGAGACAUGGAGACAGCUCUCUGUCUGUCUCACGACUUCUUCUGCGUUCAUUCCGAGAUGAAGAAACUGAAGCUGAAACUUCAGGACACACUGAAGAUGGCCUCUCAGAUCUAUUACAACCCCAACAUGAAGUUGAGUGAGUCCUUUACCAACCAAUCCAUGCAGUUCUACGAUGCGGAUCCAGUCAAAUUGACCAAUAGUAGUGAGGUAAACGUGGAAAUGAUCAACAGCUGGGUGGCGAAGCAGACAAAUAAUAAAAUCAAAGAGCUGGUCGACUCUGUUCCUGCCCACACCGAACUGGUACUCCUCAAUGCUGUGUAUUUCAAUGGUCAAUGGAAGAUGAAAUUUGAUGAAAAAUCAAAGAAGUCUUCAUUUUUGAAACUGAAUGGUGAUACUGUGAAGGUGCCUGUCCUCUACAGUGCCAAAUACAAAUUGGCUAUGCAAUACGUCCCGGCAGUGAAGGCACAGGUGGCGAUGUUCCCUCUCUCUGGUGAAAGUAGCCUGUUCAUCCUGCUCCCGCCCACUGCCAAGCUCUCUGAUCUGCAAUUGGUGGAGGGGAAGAUGACGGACAAGGCAGUGAGUCAGAUGGUGGAGCAGAUGAAUCAGGUGUCUCCCCAGGGCACCGAGGUCACUCUGCCCAAAAUCAAACUGGACGUCCGGACCGAGAUGAACACCCUGCUCAGGAAGAUAGGUUUGUCUGAGCUGUUCGACAGCACCAACCUGUGUGGCCUCUACCCUGACAACGAGUUGCUCCUGACGGACGCCCGCCACCGGGCCUUCCUCUCCCUGACGGAGCAAGGUGUGGAGGCUGGUGCGGCCACUUCCCUCUCUUUCUCCCGCUCCUUCUCUUCCUUCUCAGCCCUCAGGCCCUUCCUGAUGAUACUGUGGAGCGACCAGGCCAAGGCCCCACUGUUCGUGGGCCGAGUGACCGAGCCGUGAGAGAAGGAGGAAGAGAGAGGGAGCGAGAGUAGCAUGCAUGUAGAAAAAGCCAUGUUUGCAAAGGAAAGGACAUUAGCAAUAAUAUUAGCAGUAUUACUUCAUUGAGAGAUUGUGCUUUUUGACGAUGCUGUACGUUUAAUCAUCAGUGCGUUUCAUCAUAUAAUAUAAAUCGAUAUAGACUCAUUAUAAUGACAUGUUCAUUGUAACUUCGUAGAAUGACUAUCAAAGUGUUUUAAAACGAAAUGCUUGUGAGGGCUCGCUGUAGGUUGUCACAAAAUGCAUGACUUGUCAAAGAAUAAAAGGUGACAACAUCUCUCCA
Messenger RNA from Salmo salar (Atlantic salmon), 2350 nucleotides. Its product is annotated as plasma protease C1 inhibitor. Gene Ontology annotation, molecular function: serine-type endopeptidase inhibitor activity. The record is from RefSeq and is a predicted model, not a curated record. NCBI's taxonomy places the organism in Eukaryota, Metazoa, Chordata, Actinopteri, Salmoniformes, Salmonidae. Gene Ontology annotation, biological process: negative regulation of endopeptidase activity.